GCAAAGAUAAAAUUGCAUGGUUAAAUAAAGGUUUGUCGGAUUUGAAAUGUCGAGUGGAAAAGCUUUGUUCAUUCUUAGAAACCACACAUCAAGCUUAAAUCGAAAGUAGAUUUAAAAGAUAUUGAGUCACAACUAUAUGAUAUGCAAAAUGCAGUGGAUAAAUCCGACACAGAUCCAAAACAAGAAACGAGAAUUAUCCGACAGACGAAGAAAUAUCUCGUGCCCAUUAACGAAGAAAGAUGGAAACAAUUGUCUCAGAACGCUUUAAGUGCAGGACUUGAGGAAAGUACAUCAAAGGAUGGCAGGAUAUUAGACGACUAUGUUGCUUUGGUAACCUUUGGACACGAGACAAAAAUACAACAGGCUCUUACAAAUGACUUCAAUUCAAUUCGUUGUCAGAUGGAACGCAUAACGUUAGGAGGACCAAGCCCUCUUUACGGUGGUUUAAUAAUGGGCCGUGUAUGUACGAUAAGUGCAAAUGAAAACGCUCCAAGUUUUCACGGACUUAUUUUGACACCAACACUCAUUGUCAUUACUGAUGGUCGUCCGACGGAAACCAGACUACUUGCCGGACCAGAUGUUCAGGAUGAGAGUCAUAUGGAAGAGAUUCUGUCAGAUGUGGCAACAGCAGUUCGAGAGAUCGACGGAGCAAAUAAUCUCAUUUUUUUCAUAGGCGUUGGUGAUUAUAACAAGUCUUUUAUAGAACACACGUCUGCAAUAAUUGCAUCUAAACUCUACACUUUCAAAGAUGGGCGAAGACUUGCUAAGCAUGGAUAUUUUGAGUCACUGUUGACGUCACAAGGCUGCAAUAUGGCAGUCAAUAGAUUUACAAGCCUUUCGGCAGAGGAUAAGACACAAGAAGGCGUGCAGAAGAAGAAUUUGGAUGUUUGUUUGAAGCCAGCCACGACACAGACACACAUAACACGAGUUCGAAUGCAUCAAUUUGACAACAGACACACAUCUGACCUCAAUGGGCCUGAGACUGUUCUAGGGAAUUUAGAAGUUGUUAAACAUUCCUACUACAGACCGACUUACAAAAAAACUUACAAAUGCAGCUCGGCCGAUGGUACUUGAUGUGGAUGUACGGGCUGUCGGCUCUAGAGAAUUAAGGGUCUUUUUUCCUGCCUUUUUGAAGCGGCUUUUGUACCCUCACGUUGUAAAACAAACGAGUCGCAGAGUUUUCAUAACUGUUAUAAAACGGAUUUGCGAAAUUCUGAUAAUUCUGUAAAAACGGCUCGUGAACAGUCUAAGAAAUUGUGAGAAUCUGUUUUUUAUGAAUUUGUGACAUGUUUAAUAUGCAUAAUUUGUAUCAUUUCUUUAUAAAAUGCAUUAAAAGUAUAUUCUCA
Molecule: messenger RNA, 1346 nt
Organism: Dreissena polymorpha
Lineage: Eukaryota; Metazoa; Mollusca; Bivalvia; Myida; Dreissenidae
Exons: 11
Coding region: 142-1074 (310 amino acids)
Source: RefSeq, a predicted model, not a curated record